CCUGCGUUCGGUUCUCUUGCGCUCGUUCACUCAGCCUAGCCUCAUGGCUCAUUGCUGCUUGCUAAUGCUCACCAUCAGAUCGAGGCUGAAUUAGGUGACAGUAGAACAUGCUUCACAAAUCACAGAUGGUGUGAAAUAAAAAUUUGAACCAAUUCUGCCAUAUUCUUUGUGCGUAUCAUCGAAGCUUAAUAAUUACUGUCAACGCAUGAGACGGCAGUUAUGGAAAGGCAGGAGAGCCUACCUGAGCGUCGUCGGCUUCGGCCACGUAGUGCGAUUGGCGAAAACGUUGUUGUCAGCGCAAAACAGCCAGCAAAAAGCAAGCGACGCCAUCAGUCAACGCAGAAGCACAGUGGACCAUCCAGUGGCGGUCGACAGUCGCCGGAGUUCCCCGAACUCGAUUUGACCAACCGCAGCGGCGUGGUUCCUUCUAAUCGGAUAACUGCCGUCGAGCGGCCUGAUCGACAAUUACGUCGACGCAACAUCACCGAUGCACAGCGGCAAGCCAUUUACGGGAUGUUUGAACAGGGCUCUACUGGACGGAAGAUCGCCGGUACCCUCGGAGUGCAGCUGUACGAUGUGCAACGGGAGCUGCUGUUGGUCGGCAAAACCUUGUCUGGCAGGUCAGGUUCAGGCCGAGGAAUGUCGAGGGCGAGUAACGCGAAGAAGCAGUUGGUGUGUCAGUUGUUCCAAGAGGACCUAAGUAUGUGUGUAAUUUGUGAUCGUGUCGGUCUGAGUAUGCCGACGGUAUCCAAAAUACUGCAUCUGGCUGGCAAAGACGUCAAGCAGCGCUUCUUGAAGAACAGCAGAAGGCAUGGAGGCACCAUAAGACGGAAACGGCAAGGUAAACCACGUAAUUCGAGCCGCGCUACCAUGCCGAAGAGCUCACUGUUACGGGAGAAGGUCGUCCUUCCCGAGGAGGAGAAGGAGGAACGUUCGAAUGCCUUCCCGACAGGCGCCGCUUCGGAACAAUCAUGCUCACGAGUCCAUCAUGCCAACCAGCGUGCACACCGUCGUCUUUAAUUCAUCGGCAAAGGAGGUCAUCAUCGGCUGUCAUGCUUCACCGCAUCCGUAUCGCUGCGAAGGGUGCCAGUUCCAUUGCAAAGCGGAGCAGACGCUAAUCUCCCAUUUGCUAGGCGGUCAGCAUCAGCAGUUAUGUCGCAACGCACUCCUGGUGUGCGCUGAUUGCCGCUUUAGAAGCAGCCAAAUCAUCAAGAUGGCGCGCCACUGUAUCAAGCACUCUGCAUUACCCAUGGAAAUCAACGGAAAAUUUUCGACCACAUGCGCCAAAGAAACGGAACAGCUUGAUGGAGCCGAUGCGACUGAAUAACAGGGCCUUGAGUUUAUUAAUUGAUACUGUAAUAAAAUUAUGAUAACUGUUUGUUUGACAGAUUUUUAGACGUGGUUUUGUGUGUAUUUUAUGAUGCUGUUCACAGUGUUCAGUAAUUCUAGUACCACUCCCGUGUUUACCAGUAGGACGAAGUGUUAUUGCGCGAUACUGGUCGCGGCCUCCAGCGAACAGACAUAAACCCGGCAUAA
This is a messenger RNA of Paramacrobiotus metropolitanus, 1536 nucleotides long. RefSeq lists its product as uncharacterized. The transcript has 4 exons. The coding region runs from base 220 to 1020 and encodes 266 amino acids. The record is from RefSeq and is a predicted model, not a curated record. NCBI's taxonomy places the organism in Eukaryota, Metazoa, Tardigrada, Eutardigrada, Parachela, Macrobiotidae.